This is a messenger RNA of Entrophospora sp. SA101, 4893 nucleotides long. The record is from the annotation of a GenBank genome assembly. Lineage: Eukaryota; Fungi; Glomeromycota; Glomeromycetes; Entrophosporales; Entrophosporaceae.
AUGAAGGGUAAAAAAUUACCAGACAAUAAUUAUGGUAGUACACUAGCAAAAGAAGAUGAAGUUUUGAGACUUAGUGAAACAACUGCUAACAAGGCAAUCAACAUUUACCAAGACUUUUUAAAUAAAUACACCGCCGCAGAGGUCGAAAGAAUUCUCGCAAAUGAAUUAACGGACAUUCACCAACUUUCUGAACCUAACCCAUUAGGAGAAGCUAUUCAAGAAAUUUCGGCUGAGAUUGCUGAAAUAAUUAGGGACGCUGGGCAUAUCGGAAUUGACCCAAUUCGCCAUUUUGUCAGAGACGGAGAAUUUUUGAAACUAAUCAAAGAAGGCAUUAACGGCACAAGGAAAAUAAGUCCUUUAGAAACUUUCACAAGUUUAUUAGAAACCGGUCAAGUUGAAAUAAAAUGCGAAAAUUUCACCGUGGCAUCACCAAUUGAAAGCAAAAGUUUUGGGGACCUUCCUCCCUCUUCUUCUGCUACCAGCUCGUCAGACCCUAGAAGGCACACUAUCGCUUCCGGUAAAGACAUAGAUAAAGAGUUAGCCCAAGGAAAUAAAACCGGCACCCUCAAAGAUUUACUAGCCCAACUGAAAAUCGCCACUGACGCAUUAGACGCCAGCCUUGAAGACACACGCGGCGGUCAAGACGAAGAGGAUGGCGAAAGAACCAUUGAAACAAUUCAGCAAGAAAUGGAAGGUCAUUAUGAAAUAGAGAAAAUUUACGAAAAAACAAUCACAAAUUUAAGAGGAAAAAUAUUGAGAGCCAAUAAAGAGUUAGAGAAAGCCAAUAAAGUUAUUAUCAAAUAUGAAGACAAAAUUAAAGAAAAAGAUGACCAAAUCGACGCAUUGAACAACAAAAUAACUAGUCUUAGAACAGAAAAAACAAGAUUAGGAAAUAGAAUCACCGAACUAGAAGAAGACCUGGGAGAAGAAAAGAAAAAUUUAGCUGAUGCCAACCGGAAAGUUGAAAGUUUAAAUGAUGAAGUUAAACAACUUAAAAAAGACCUGAAAAAUGCCGAAGCCCAAAAUGAAGCAAGCAAUGAGUUAAUCGACAGAAAAAAUGACCUAAUCAGGGAACUUGAUGAACUACUUGACAAAAUUAUAGACACAGAUGAGAAAGACGUUCAAAGCAUCAACCAGGACAAAAAAAAAUUAGCCCAACAAAAAAAUUUUUUUAUCAAUGGUUUAUUUUUACCCGUAAUUGUAAAAAAUAAAGAUAAUGAAAAAGUAUUUGACAAAAGAGCAGCUCAACAAAUCAACAAACGACUAGAAUUUUUGAAUCAGAUUGAUAAAACCUUUAAAAUUUUUAAAAAAGAGGGUGAUGAAAAAGGCGAUUUUGAUGAAGGCGAGUUAAAAAAGUUGCUUGACCUCCUAAACGAAAAUAUUGCUAGUCAUAAUAAAAUUAAAGAAAUCAAUAGUUCAAUGGUUCAAACCUUGAUAAGUAAAGGUGUUGAAGAAAAUAGAAUUAGCAAAAUUGCUCAAAAUAGCACUAUUGAAAAAUCUCUCCAAGCAGUUGAAGAUAAUUUGAGUGUAUUAACUACUAAAUUGAAUAAAAUCAAAACCAAAAUCUUUGGGCUUAAAGAAAAUGAUAAUUUACCAAUUGAUUGGAAAGAACAAAUUUUAAAAAUCCGCACCGACUUAACCACCGCCAAAACCAGCACCGAAACCCGUUUAAACACUUUAGCCCAAACCAAAGUACCGGGGGCUACUGACGCUGAACGCAACGCCGCUUUAAAAACCUGGUUAGGCAACAACGGCACUUAUUUACAAGGAGCCACUACCGCCGAAGAGUUAAGCCAACGCAGCGAAAAGAUUGUGGAAGGCAUUAAAGCCCUCGAAGCCGACUUAACCACCGCGAAAAACACCGAACAAACUAACAUUGAAAACGCCCAAGAUUUAACCAAUACUAACCUAAAACAACGAGUAAGUGAUGCCGAUUUAAAAACUUGGUUAAAUACUCACCCGCAAAAUGCCGGAAUUGCCGCUGGAAUUGGGUUUAUUCGCCAACAGCAAACUACUGAUAUAGACGCUGCUCAAAAAGCUGCUCAGGGAGUAAUUGAAGCCUUUCGUGAUAAGCAGGAUAUUAAAGAUAAUUUAGAUAUUUUGAAUUCCCUGGCUAGAUUAAUUAUUGCCAAGCACAGUAAAACCACAACCGACCCUAGUCAAAUAACUAAUCUCCAAAACCAAUUAACGAAGGAAAAACAAGAACAUCAAACCACUAAAUCAGCUCGCCAAAAAGCCGAACAAGACAGAGACCAAGCCCAAAAAGAACGAGACGCUUACCAAACUCAAUUAACCCAACAAGAACAAAAAAUAGUCCAACAACUAAACAAUUCUUUCAAACUUGGUCUAGACAAAGAAGAAAAAGACCUCAAUAAAGCCAUUACUAGAAUUGAAAAAUUAAUCCAAAAACCGCCAAUUACUCUUGGUUAUGAAACUAUUAAAGAAGAAUUACGCCAGGCUCAACAAACUAUUACUAAACUAGAAAAACAAUUAACCGAAAAAACUCCUUUUGGCGAAAAUAUCAAAGAAAUUAUCCAAAUUGACGAGAAACUACUUAAUGAAAAUCAGGAAUUAAAAAUUGAAUUAAAUAAACAAGCAGCCGAUUAUCAACAAUUAGCCAAAGAGCGGAAUAAGUUGGUGCUACAACAAAUCAAAGAUAUUAACAUAGAAAGCAUUAUUCAACUUGUCCCCCAAGCCAAAAAAGAAGCAAUUAAGGAAAGCAUUGAAAAAACUAAUAACUAUGCUGAGUUGGCUAGCGAAAGAAACAAAUUAAUUAGCAAACAUAUUAACCAAAGUUUAGCCAUUACUCCGAAUAUUGUAUCCCAAGUUAAGACCCAAGAAAAAGAUGGCUAUUCUGCUUGUCAAUUAGCCUUUCAAGAAUGUCGAACCAAAGUCUUAAAUAAAUCACAACUUGGUCAUUUAAACAAAAAUAAAAUUGCUGCUCAUAAACAUUUACGGGAAGCAAAAGAUAUGACUGGUUUUUCCGUCGGUUCGCAGUUAGACGCCUCGCUUUUUCAAGAAAAGGAAAGAAUUAAAAUUACGGGUGUUUCCAAAGGAAAAGGAUUUGCGGGAGUAAUUAAAAGACACGGCUUUGCUCUCGGUGCCAUGUCGCAUGGUGGUGGUCCAGUUCACCGUUCAAUGGGUUCGGCUGGUGGUGGUCGGGGCACCCGGCAAAAAGUGCCCAAAGGGAAAAAAAUGCCUGGUCAUUUGGGAAAUGAGCAAGUAACUGUUCGCAAUCUCCUCAUUGUCAAAAUUUUUCCCGAAAAGCAAUUAAUUCUAGUAAAAGGAGCCGUUCCUGGCCAAAUAGAAAUCAGCCAAAGGGGUAAAAAAGAAGAGCGAAAGUUGGAUGAAUACUUUACCAAUGCUUUACUGCCGAAAAAAGAAAUUUUGAAACCCUUGGAAAUCUUAAAUAAGCAAAAUGAUUAUGAUUUGAAAAUCCGCAUAGCCGGAGGAGGGACAACUGGACAAUUAGAAGCGAUUAGAUUAGGAAUAGCCAAAGCCCUUUUGGCAGUUUCUCCGGAAUACCGAACUACUUUGAAAGGAUUUGGUCUGUUAACCCGGGAUGCCCGCAAAGUAGAAAGGAAAAAAAUUGGCUUAAAGAAAGCCCGAAAAGCUACUCAGUAUUCCAAACAAAGAACAAAAAAAAACUUACAAGCCAUUGGUUAUAGCCAAUUAACGGAUAUUCAAGAAAAAGUUAUUCCGCUAAUUUUGGAAGAGAAAGAUAUCAUUGCCCAGUCCCAAACUGGCACUGGAAAAACAGCGGCUUUUAUUAUCCCCAGCUUGGAAAAAAUCGAACCAUUUGCUAAACCCCAAAUUUUAGUUUUGGUGCCAACCCGGGAGUUAGCUUUACAAGUUAGUGAAGAAACGAAAAAAUUAUCCCAAGUAAGCAAAUUACGGGUACUUGCUGUUUAUGGUGGCACCUCCAUGGAAAAUCAAUUACGCUCAUUUCGCUCGGGUGUUGACGUAAUAAUUGGCACGCCGGGGAGAAUAAUUGACCAUCUCCGAAGGAAAAGUUUUCAACCGGCUAACUUGAAAUUUGUCAUUCUUGAUGAGGCUGACGAAAUGAUUGAUAAAGGUUUCUUGGCCGAUAUUGAAAAAAUAAUCAAAAUGACCCCGGCUAGUCGCCAAACCUUACUUUUUUCCGCUACGAUUACACCACCAGUAGCCAAGUUUGCCAAACUUUAUUUAAAAAAUCCGGUACGAAUUAGCGGAGAAACAAAGAAUUUGCUCGAAAAUCACAUUGAACACUAUUACUUAGAAGUGGCUUCUCGGAAAAAAAACUCUCUUUUAGUUGAUUUUCUUCGUCUUCAUAGUUCCGAAUUAGUCAUUGUUUUUGUGAACACCAAAAGAAGGGUGGAGCAAAUAAACGAAGUGCUAAGCCGAGAAAAUUUAAAAGUUGACUAUAUUCACAGUGAUUUGUCCCAAGCCCGCCGCACCAGGGUUUUUAAUAAAUUUAGAACUAAGCAAAUAUCUUUAUUAAUUGCUACUGAUGUGGCAGCGCGGGGAUUACACGUUAACGACAUUGCUUACGUUAUCAACUAUGAUUUUCCCCAAAGUUCCGAGUUUUACAUUCACCGAAUUGGUCGUACCGGCAGAGCCGGAGCCAGUGGCAAAGCGAUAACUUUUAUUAGUUCCCCCAAAGAGAAAAAAAUGUUGUUUGCCUUGGCUCGGCAAAAAGGAUACAAAGUUGAGCCACUAAAUUUACCUGACAAAAGCCAAAUCAGCCAAAUUUUAGAAGAUAAAUUGCUGAAAAAAAUAAUCAAUAAUAUAGAAAAGACGGAAGUUAGUCAAAACAACAAGGAAAAAGUCAAAAAAUUAAACGAAAAGUACGGGGCUGAAAAAGUGGCUAACACUCUCUUUAACUUAUUAGCCAAAGACGAAAUGCAUUAUUAA